Solanum pennellii is the source of this 375-nucleotide messenger RNA. RefSeq lists its product as uncharacterized. Bases 1 to 375 code for a protein of 124 amino acids. The record is from RefSeq and is a predicted model, not a curated record. Lineage: Eukaryota; Viridiplantae; Streptophyta; Magnoliopsida; Solanales; Solanaceae. The transcript has a single exon.
AUGUUGAAUUUAUCCAAACUUGAGUUUGUGGCAUUAGAUAUUUCUGGAAAGAAUUAUCUUUCAUGGAUACUCGAUGCUGAGAUUCACUUAGCUGCUAAAGGUCUUGAUGCCACCAUUACUGAGGGAAAUGAAGCAUCAAGCCAAGAUAAGACGAAGGAUAUGAUUUUCCUUCGUCAUCAUCUUGAUGAGGGCCUGAAGAUUGAAUAUCUGACAGUAAAAGAACCACUUGAAUUGUGGACUGAUUUAAAGGGGAGAUAUGACCACCUAAAGGCAACAGUGUUGCCAAGAGCUCGUUAUAAGUGGAUGCAUUUAUUGUUUCAAGAUUUUAAGACCGUAAUUGAAAACAACUCUGUUGUAUUCAGGAUAACAUCCUAA